This is a messenger RNA of Brassicogethes aeneus, 754 nucleotides long. The record is from the annotation of a GenBank genome assembly. NCBI's taxonomy places the organism in Eukaryota, Metazoa, Arthropoda, Insecta, Coleoptera, Nitidulidae.
UACUGCGCAGACGUUCGCAGAUUAACCCAAAAUUUCUAGAAACUGUCUGACAGCUAUAAAACGUAGACGGGAUCUAUUUUUACGUAAUAGUACCUGAAAAGUUUAAGAGAAAGCAUUAAAAAGUUGUGAUAUUUGUUGUUAAUAUUUGUGAUAUAUAAUAAUAAUAAAAUGCCGAGACGUGGACGUGCUUCUUCUCCUUCACCAUCAAGGUCCUCGAAUUUGCCUGCUAGGACCGCCCCGGCCCCGGCUCCAGCCCCCGUGCAGGCAGCCCCUGCUCCAGCCCCAUCUCAGGGCCCAGGGCUGUUCGGACAAAUGGCGGCCACUGCAGGCGGUGUUGCCGUCGGUUCGGCCAUCGGGCACACAAUGGGGGCCGCCGUGACGGGGAUGUUCAGCGGUGGGGGCUCAAGCGAGGCAGCUCCAGCCCCACAGCAGCAGGCUACAGCCCCACAAGCGCAGCAGUACGCGGGGCAAUCUGCCGAACCUACGGGGCCUUGCGCAUGGGAGAUCAAGCAGUUCUUGCAGUGUGCAUCCACACAAUCGGAUCUGACGUUGUGCCAGGGAUUUAACGAGGCAAUUCAACAGUGCAAGAUUAGAUACAAUGCUUAAAUGGAAUCCACUAGGAAUAAAUUGUUAGUUUUAUGGAAUAGUCAGCAGAUUUUAGCAGCCACUUUUAAUAAUAGUACUAUUAUUUUUUACUUUAUUACUCAAUGUAAUAAUUUUUUGUUAUGAUAGAAACAAGCCUGUCAAAUAAAUG